AUUGGACUGUUCCCUUGUCAUUUAAAAUAAUAUCCUACUGUAGUUUCAGGCAAUCUUUGUUUACCUGCCGCCUGAUACUGUUUUAGCUUUACCUUGUUGAAUUCAAAUUGAAAUAAAUCUAUUUUGUUCGUCGCAGGGUUGAUAUUUGGAGAUGGCUUCAGGCUACAGAAAACCCAACACCACUUCCAACCAGAGGAAAAAGGCAGGUCCUAAACCAGACUUGACAGAGGAACAAAAGCAGGAGAUCAGAGAGGCCUUUGACUUGUUUGAUACAGAUGGCUCGGGCACAAUUGACGUGAAGGAACUCAAGGUUGCCAUGCGUGCCCUUGGCUUUGAACCAAAGAAAGAAGAGAUCAAGAAGAUGAUUGCAGACAUUGACAAGGAGGGCUCUGGGACCAUUGAUUUUAAUGACUUUCUCUGUAUGAUGACACAGAAAAUGAGUGAAAAAGACUCAAAAGAAGAAAUUCUGAAGGCGUUCCGCUUAUUUGAUGAUGACGGCACGGGCAAAAUCUCCUUCAAAAAUCUCAAGAGAGUUGCCAAGGAGCUAGGUGAAAACCUGACAGAUGAGGAAUUGCAGGAAAUGAUUGACGAAGCAGACCGAGAUGGAGAUGGAGAGAUCAAUGAGCAGGAGUUUCUAAGGAUAAUGAAGAAGACAAGUCUAUAUUGAAUGUCUUAUGUUUCCCAACAUUUUUUUUCCACUGCUGGAACGCUCUCGCUUAUAUGGCUUUGAUCCUUUUAAGGGUACUUUAUGAUAUAGCAUUUAGUGGCCUUUCAUAUGGGUUGUAAAUUAUUUUAACAGCUCUAAACACAGAUUGUAUGAUAUUUGAGAAAGAAUAAAACAUAUUGAAUCAUUUCAAAUUUA
Coregonus clupeaformis (lake whitefish) is the source of this 862-nucleotide messenger RNA. Its product is annotated as caltractin. The transcript is spliced from 5 exons. The record is from RefSeq and is a predicted model, not a curated record. Gene Ontology annotation, molecular function: calcium ion binding. Gene Ontology annotation, cellular component: centrosome; centriole. Gene Ontology annotation, biological process: nucleotide-excision repair; mitotic cell cycle; centriole replication. The coding region runs from base 152 to 667 and encodes 171 amino acids. Lineage: Eukaryota; Metazoa; Chordata; Actinopteri; Salmoniformes; Salmonidae.